AAGUAAUUGAAAAAUAUUGUGAUGUUUGUGUGUGAUGGUCGUUAAAGUAGUUAGAAAGAAUUUAUUUCUUUUAAAAGUUAGCUAAGAAGAUGUAAAUAUAAGAGAGUGUUAUUAAAAUUUUGUUUUAGUGUAGUGUUGUGUUCAAAAUGAAAGUAGUUGAGGCAAAAAUUGUUGUAUUGGGAUCGCAAGGCGUGGGUAAAACAAGUCUAGUGGUGCGAUACAUUGGCAAAAUGUUCUCAAAACAUAUAUCGCCAACGAUAGGCGCUUCGUUCUUCACGUGCAAUAUUAAUGUUGAUGAUUCAAGGGUUAAAUUACAGGUGUGGGAUACAGCCGGCCAAGAGAGGUUCCGGUCAAUGGCGCCGAUGUACUAUAGGAAUGCUAACGCGGCGUUACUCGUAUAUGAUAUCACAAGUACCAGUAGUUUUGCAGCAAUCAAAGGUUGGGUGAAGGAGUUACAAAGUAAUGUACCUGAACCUAUGGUUUUGGCGCUAGUGGGCAAUAAAUGUGAUUUGGAGUCAUGUAGAGCAGUUUCACAUAAUGAGGCGACGCAGUAUGCUACGUCUAUAGGAGCGGCGUAUUGUGAAACGAGCGCGUUGCACGACCAGGGUAUAGACCAAGUAUUCCUAAGUACAGCAACAUCUCUUCUGAAGCUGUCCAGCACUAACCUUGUCUCUUCUAUGCGCUCAUAUGACUCCGUGGAUGGUGACGAGAGACUACCUAUUGGUACACCAACAGAAGAAACAGCAACGCAUACAGGCAAAGUUGAAUUGCCUGCGUGGCAGGACGAUCGGGUCGCCCAUGGGGAGACGCAAAGAAAUAUGUGUUGCUAGCAUUGAAAUUAUCAAUUUAAGCGUGCACUUUUUAUAAAGGAAAUUUAUUAAUAAAAUAACGUUAUGGCAAAAGAUUAACAUGUGUGUCACGUUUACGUAUCGUAUAGAAAUGAUUGUAUUGGUUAAUUAAUGUGUAUUAAAGGGUUUAAGAAUGUUAAAAUUAUAUAGGAACUAUGUAAGAUUAGUAUCUUUUAAUGUAGUUUUGGUUAAAUUUAUAAUAUUUAAUAGUGUGUCUAAUUUAACAGUAAAAGUACACGCUUGAAUUGAUCUAGUUAUUUCUAUUUUUACUACAUUCCAUGUAUUAAAAUUAAUCUUACUUUAAUGAAAUUAAAAUCAUUGUUACUGGUUUAUUCCUUGUCAAUAGCGAUCCCGAUUUACAUUUUUGUAUCCAUCUUUGAUGACGUAAACUUGGGAUUGCGCGGUACAAAAAUUAUUAGUAGAAUUGUACUGAUUUCGGAUUGGAUAUUUUGCAAGUUAUGAUACAAUACUCGGGAAAUAUUGCAUAUGGGUUCCAUUUCAAAAUUAACGUAUGACAUAUAUCCAUUUAAUAGAACAUUAUUGUUUAUUUACCUGCAGUGGCGUAGGGGGCGGGACGCAGCGGGUGUCACCUUUUUGGGGUGACUCAACUUAAAGAACAAUGUUCAAACAAAAAGCUAUCAAUAGCAUAAAAUUUUCUUUUUCAGAGAUUCCUCCACUAGUACUAGCUAAGCUCCAUGUAGAAUUCGGGGAUUCCCGCAAAAGAGCCUGACGCUGUCGUGGGGAAUUCCCCGUCCCAUACUCGCGAUCUUAUAAUACAUCCAUGUCCUUUAUCAUAUAAAAUUUAUUGCUCUUUACUUUCGAUGGGGUAUGGGAACACCACCAACUUCCGCACCGGGUGCCACUCAAGCUACGCCACUGUUCGCGUGUAAUAGAGUAGUAAAAUCCUUUCCGAAACGAAUUACAAACUUCACGGUGUUCGACAGAGACAACGCUAUACAAUUCCGAAUUUAGCCGAUUGACUCUUUCCAAUGGUCGAUGUGCAAUACCGCCGGGUAUAAGUCUUACUUUGUAUACAACCAGAGCAGGUUUUAUCUAGGGUUGUCCAUUUAAAUAGUAUUAUUAAGUUGCAUUAUACUUUUGGACGGAUAGAAUUGAUACUUAAAGUAUUUUUUAUGAAUCUAUACAAUUUUUGAAGACUUUUCAAACGCCACUAUUAUUUUGUUUAUAUUUUUAUGCCAUAUUUAUGUUGUAUAAAAUAUAUGUUUCUACUAUGGGUUUAGUCAGAUUUUAUAUUGUUUUUUAAAAAUUUGAAAAAGGUAAACGCCCAUAUUUUACCGAAUACCUAAAUUGUGUCUCAGAUCUAAAAAUAAAUAUUCGUGUAAAGCAAAUAAUUUAAAUAUAUUUUGUACAACUAUUUCUUGCCAGGCUAAAAGACAAAUAUCAAUAUUUUUAUAUUGUAUUAAUAAAUUGUUUUAUCUAA
This is a messenger RNA of Pieris rapae (cabbage white), 2289 nucleotides long. RefSeq names its product ras-related protein Rab-31 (gene RabX1). The transcript is spliced from 6 exons. NCBI's taxonomy places the organism in Eukaryota, Metazoa, Arthropoda, Insecta, Lepidoptera, Pieridae. The coding region runs from base 147 to 830 and encodes 227 amino acids. Gene Ontology annotation, molecular function: GTP binding; GTPase activity. The record is from RefSeq and is a predicted model, not a curated record.